Messenger RNA from Pediculus humanus corporis (human body louse), 1581 nucleotides. RefSeq names its product scavenger receptor class B member, putative. Gene Ontology annotation, molecular function: scavenger receptor activity. NCBI's taxonomy places the organism in Eukaryota, Metazoa, Arthropoda, Insecta, Psocodea, Pediculidae. Gene Ontology annotation, cellular component: cytoplasm; membrane. Bases 1 to 1581 code for a protein of 526 amino acids. The record is from RefSeq and is a predicted model, not a curated record. The transcript is spliced from 10 exons.
AUGCAAGGGAACAAAGGAAAAUUUUCAAAAUUUUACAGUUCUUUUUUAAGAAAGUGGUGGUUCGUCUUAUUAGUUUCACUGUGCCUUCUUCUCAUCGGAGUUUUAAUAGUCAUAUUCUUCGGAUCUUUAUUUAAUUUAAUAUUGGAUAAGGAAAUAGCAUUAAGAAAUGGAUCCGUGACGUUUAAAUGGUGGAAACUUCCACCGGUUAAUCCAAUGAUAAAAGUUUACAUUUACAAUGUAACGAACGCGGAUGCAUUUUUAAACAAUGGAGAGAAACCAAUGUUGGACGAAUUGGGACCUUUUACGUAUUUGCAAACGUGGGAAAAAGUUAACGUUAAAUUUAAUUCUAACGGUACGAUAAGUUACCAAUUGAAAAAAGUUUUUAUAUUCGAUCCGGAAAAUUCUGUCGGUUCGGAAGAUGACAUGGUCGUUAUACCAAAUAUUCCCAUGCUCAGCGCAACAUCUCAGAGUAAACACGCGGCGAGAUUUUUGCGGUUGGCAAUGGCAUCAAUUAUGGACAUACUUAAAAUCAAACCGUUUGUUGAAGUAUCCGUUGGACAAUUGCUUUGGGGAUACGAGGAUCCCUUGUUAAAGCUUGCCAAAGACGUUGUUCCGAAAGAACAAAAAUUACCCUACGAAGAAUUCGGUUUAAUGUAUGGCAAAAAUGGAACUGCGAAAGACAUAAUAACCGUUUUCAGCGGUGCCGGAGAUAUAACAAGACUGAAUUUGAUAGAAAGAUUUAACGGUUUUACUCAUUUGCCACAUUGGAAAACGGAAGCGUGUAAUCGAUUGAACGGUUCCGACGGUUCUCUGUUUCCGCCUCACAUAACCAUGAACACGACUUUACACGUUUACGAAAAGGAUUUGUGUCGUUUGCUACCAUUAAUAUUCGAAAAAGAAGUUGAAACGAGCGGAGGAGUUCCAGGAUACAGAUUCACUCCACCGCCUGAUGCAUUUGCAUCCAGAGAAAAAAAUCCAGAAAAUGAUUGUUAUUGUCCUGCGGGACCACCAUGCGCUCCUCACGGUUUAUUUAACGUUUCCCUUUGUCAAUACGAUUCUCCCAUUCUCGUGUCUUUCCCACAUUUUUACAUGGCGGAUCCAAAAUUGAGAGAAGCCGUCGAAGGUAUAAGUCCACCAGAACCGGAAAAACAUCAAUUAUACAUAGACGUUCAACCGGUUAUGGGCGUGGCAUUAAGAGCGAGAGCUAGAAUUCAAAUCAAUUUGGCCGUAAGUCAAGUUGUAGACAUUAAACAAGUCGCCACGUUUCCAGAUAUUGUUUUCCCAAUAAUGUGGUUCGAAGAUGGUAUCGACGAAUUGCCAAAAGAAGUGACGGAUUUAUUGAGUCUUGCGACGAAAGCUCCACCGAUGGCAAAAUCGGCCAUAAGUUAUACAUUAUUCGUUAUCGGAGCCAUUCUUUUCAUAUUAAGUUUAACAUGCAUAAUAAGAUCGAGUUCGAGACAAGAAAGUCUCAAUUUGGAAGGUACGAGUCAUUACGUGAAACCUGAAAAAACGAAAAAUGGUCACUCGAACGGUAUAAAUCCAGCAUUUGAAAGUUCAAACAUGAAUAUAAAUUCAACUUAG